Molecule: messenger RNA, 2523 nt
Organism: Pseudogymnoascus verrucosus
Lineage: Eukaryota; Fungi; Ascomycota; Leotiomycetes; Thelebolales; Thelebolaceae
Exons: 3
Coding region: 748-2436 (562 amino acids)
Biological process (GO): nucleobase transport; transmembrane transport
Cellular component (GO): plasma membrane
Molecular function (GO): nucleobase transmembrane transporter activity
Source: RefSeq, a predicted model, not a curated record
CUCUAACCUAAAUUAACCUAAACUAACAACCACACUGGCGCUAGGCAUAAACAUGGGCGACGACGGCAGUGGUCUCGCUACUUCCCCACAUACGGUACGUAUACCAACGAUCCAGUAUUGUGCCUGGUACAUCGUCAACGACCGAGAAUCGCAUACAUACGAGCGCGCCGGUUGGAGGAAUAUCCCAGUUUUUGCUCGCAUGUGGUGGCCGGCCGCUCACUGCACGGUUCUAAGCUUCGGCCAUUGACAUCACUAUGGGUAUCACCCCGCAAAAGGAUCCCGCAAAAAGGAUCUUACCGGAUGCCCUUGGGGCUUACUAUUUUCGCAGGCCCCAGGGAUUCCGGCCAGGGACGACGUGGAAUUGUACGCCUGUGAGCCACCGUUCAGGUGCUCAGCUGUCCCAAUUCUAUCAAUCUAGUAUCUCGGCGACGUGGGGCGGCCUGUUCGGCUUGGGAGAAUGGUAUCGUGUAUAUAUAUACCCACGUUCGGGUCCCCAUCAAUAAAUGCUCCAUUGCCCAUUCUAUCCACUAUUCACCUAUCCACCCACCCAAGGCUUGAUUCCGUAAACUUCCCUCGGUAUCGAGUAUCAUCUGGCCUCGGAUAAGGCUUCAUCAUACUCCGUGUUAUCCACUAGUCUUCAGUGGCGAGAAAUCUUUCAUAUCACCUACCUCGCCGCCACCACUUUUGAGCUCUCAAUCCGAUCUUCUGCAACUACAGCAGACAAUUGAGACGAACUCGACAAUCAAUAUGGCACCAAAAAUGCGACUGCCGUCGGGCAGGGCGAUUUUGAACCUUAUUUCCGUCGAGACAGAGGAAGGAUUGAGCAGAGCGCAGACGAUGCUCGCGAACGAGGAUUUGAAGCCUGUUGAACCUGCUCGGAGGCAAUGGGGUCCCUGGAAUUAUGUCGGCUUCUGGAUUGCCGACUCCUUCAACAUCAACACAUGGAUGAUCGCCUCCUCCAGUGUUGUGGCUGGACUCUCGUGGUGGCAAGCGUGGAUUUGCGUAUGGGUCGGCUACUCGAUUGCGGGUGCGUUCGUUGUUGCAACAGGACGUAUUGGUGCUACUUAUCACAUCGGAUUCCCAGUGGCAAGUCGUGCCUCUUUCGGUGUCUGGGGUGGGCUUUGGCCUGUUUUUAACAGGUCUGCAAUGGCUUGUAUCUGGUAUGGUGUUCAGGCAUGGAUUGGUGGCCAGUGUGUUACUCUCAUGAUUACAGCUAUUUGGCCUCGAUAUGAGCAGCUCCCGAACUCGAUGCCCGCCAGCUCCGGAACUACCACGAAGGAUUUCCUCUCCUUCUUUCUCUUCUGUUUAUGCUCGCUCCCAGCUUUAUACCCACACGUUCACCAGAUCAGGCAUUUGUUUACGGCCAAGUCCCUCGUCGUUCCAGUCGCAGGAAUUGCCUUCUUCAUCUGGGGUGUGGUCAGAGCUAAGGGGCUGGGACCAGUUGUCAACAAGCCGAACGUCAUCCACGGCAACGAACUUGCUUGGGCAAUCAUUAAAGGCAUCAUGUCCUCUAUUGCGAACUUCAGCGCGCUGAUUGUCAACGUACCCGAUUUCUCUCGCUUUGCAAUCAAGCCAAAGGAUGCCUUCUGGUCGCAGCUAUUCACCAUUCCCGUCGGAUUCGGCAUCACUUCGUUUAUCGGCAUCAUCGUGUCCUCGUGCUCGGUGGUCAUCUUCGGCGGCGAAGCCAUUUGGAACCCUCUCGACCUGCUCGCCAAAUUCCUACAAGAAGGCGGCCACGGCAACCGCGCCGGUGUCUUCUUCAUCGCGGCCUCUUUCACCCUCGCACAACUCGGCACAAACAUCGCCGCCAACUCCGUCUCCGCUGGAACCGACUUGACGGCCCUCCUACCACGCUACAUCACCAUCCGUCGCGGCGGCUACAUCUGCGCCGCCGUCGGCUUCGCCAUGUGCCCAUGGAACCUCCUCUCCUCCAGCAACAACUUCACCACCUACCUCUCCGCCUACUCCGUCUUCCUCUCCUCCAUCGCCGGCGUCAUGCUUUGCGACUACUACAUCGUGCGCAAAGGCUACCUACAGAUCAAGGACCUAUACACGGCCAAGAAGACAGCACCAUACUAUUUCACCUACGGCUUUAACUGGCGCGCUUAUGCGGCAUACAUUGCUGGGAUCUUGAUUAACAUCGUUGGCUUCGUGGGCGCUGUUCGCGAGCCGACGGGAGGGCCGUCCGCGCCGCUUGGAGCGCAGUACAUAUACAAUCUGAACUACUUCUGUGGGUUCAUAGUAGCGGCGAUAGUGUACUAUGCGCUGUGCCGAAUCAGCCCUGUGCCGGCAGUCAGCGCUACGUGGCUGGAGGUCGGGGAUGCGAUUGAUAACCCGCAUCUGGCUGACAGCGAUAGCGAGGAGGAUGAGAAGGCUGGGGCUGCGAUGUAUGAGGAUGGAGUUAGGAGGCGCGGGGCGUCGGAGGAGAUUGUGUAGGGAGUGAAACGAUUUUAUGACUAUCUUGAAGAUAUAUAUAGCAGGCGAAUACUUCAUUUUUUUAUGACAUUUACUUUUUUUGAGAGC